Cotesia congregata is the source of this 2253-nucleotide messenger RNA. Lineage: Eukaryota; Metazoa; Arthropoda; Insecta; Hymenoptera; Braconidae. The record is from the annotation of a GenBank genome assembly.
AUGAUUUUAUUGGAGAAUCUGGAAGACGUUCCGCGGAUUUUAGAAAAUUCAGUACGUGUAAAUACACACGUACAGCUAAGAGAGAUGGGUGACGCGGUGAUGAAAAUGUUCAUGGGAUUCGGUGCGACCGAUCCCAUGGUUUUGGCCACUAUUUUCCUGGGUGUUGCUGUUGUUAUCAUUGGAUUUAUUCUUGGACGACGUUCUGGUUCUUGCGAGAACACAAGUGAGCCAAAAUCUGAUGGAAAAAUUCAAGAGCCAGAUAACCAGAAGCCAGUCAACACCAACGAUCGCAAUAUCGCCAGUAAUAAACGCACUAAGAAUAAAAAACGUCGUGAGGCUCAGCAAGAAUUUACUCAUUCAUGGGUCGUGGGCACUCUUAAGGGCCACACUGGAUCAGUCUUGGAUAUAAACUUCUCCAGUGACGACAAAUUUCUUGCUAGCUGCGCUGAAGAUUGCAGCUUGUUGCCGAAAGAAACGCUGAAGGACAACGAGGGUGAAGUGGGGAAUGGUUCAGCAAAAUCCUCACCAUCAAGCAGUCAUAGCAGCAAAAAGUCGAGCAAGAAAGAUCCAACAACCAACAGAAAGAAAAAUUCCAGCCGUGUCAACAAAUCAAUGGUCAUCCGAAGCUGCAGCAGUAGUAUAAGCAGUCACAGCAAUAGUAGCAGCAUGGAGUCUGUUUCCUCGAUCAAGGACCAAGCUGCGUUGAGUCGCCGCCAGAAAAAAAACAGACGUGCGAAUCGUGACCAAAAUCAAGUGGACUUGAACGAUUAUCAUCGCUUUCCUUACAAUGAUAAUUGUAUCAAGCCCACAAUUUAUAAUUAUCCUUUCCAAUACACAUCGAUGUACUCGGAGUCGUUUGUUUCGCCUUUGAUGAUAGCACGUGGGAUCCAAAAUCAAGAAAUUGAUUCUGGAAUUCACAAUCACGUGAAUGCCGUGUUUCAAAAAAACAACGCGGCAUAUAGACAUAAUUAUGAUCUAUACAAUAGAUCCCAUUAUAAUUCUGUGCAGUACAGUAAAUAUCGCGAGUGUUUGGAGUAUAUGAGCCAUUCUGCGCUCAUAUCUAAGCUGAAAAGUUUAACCCACCCGACCAACUAUCUGCAGUGUCUGGGUUAUUUAUUCAAGAAAGAUCUCAACAGCAGUAGUGUUUCUUUCCUUCACACGCCUCACUGUGAAUUGAUACAAUUCUUCUACAGCUAUUCGGAAGAAGAUAGAAAAAAAUUCAAUUACAGACAGAGGAAAUAUUUGAAUGUUAAUGCCAAAAUAUUCAUACCCAGUGGGUUGAGUUACAAACCAAAGAGUUGUUCAAGCAUUAGCAACUCGGUUGAAAGUUCUGACUUUGAGUCUGAAAGUUCUUCAGACAGUGAAAAAAAUUCAGAAUCCAGCGAAUCAUCAACGUCGCAUCAGAUGGAUUCUAAUGAAAAAGUCGAUCCGAUGCUGUUGAUUUUGAAUUACUUUGAAAAAUUUAAUAAAAACAAAGAGGAUACCGGUGAACGUGAAUGUGCAAGAUGUACUAAAAAAUUUUACAUCAACCCAUUGACGGAAGUCUAUGUCGUGAAGGAAAAGUGUAUUUAUCAUUGUAAAAGUGAAAUGGAUUUAUCUCCGAUAAGCAACAGCAAAGUUAGAAAAUGUUGUCAAAGGCCAAGAGAUUCGAUGGGUUGCAUGGAAGCUGAUUUUCACGUGUGGACUGGAACCAAGCCAGGUGUAAAUGGUCCUUUCUACGAAUAUAUGUGUGCACAACCUUUAAAAAAUUCAAAAAACAGACAAAUGUUUGACGUGAUAGCUUUGGACUGUGAAAUGUGCAUUACUAGCCAGGGCUUUGAACCCACGAGACUCACAAUUGUGCAAUUAGACGGAUCGAUAGUUUACGACCAGUUCAUAAAACCGGAACAUAAAAUAAUCGAUUACAAUACGCAUUAUUCCGGUAUUCGUGAAGGAGACCUCGUACAUGCAAAAACUCUUCAAAAAGUUCAUCAAGAUUUGAAGAAGUUAAUUCAUGCCGAUACCAUAAUAAUUGGACACGGUUUGGAAAAUGAUCUCAGAAAAUUGAAAAUUUAUCACGAAACUGUACUGGACACAGCAUUUAUUUAUCCACACAAACUUGGGUUCCCGAAUAAGAAGAAGUUAAAAAUUCUCGCGGAAACAGAGUUAAAUCGGACGAUACAAAGUGCGGAACAUUAUGCCUACGAAGACGCAAAAGCAGCAAUGGAUUUGGCCCUUAAUAAAGUUUUGGAAGAUGUGGCGAAACGAAAAUGA